Molecule: messenger RNA, 703 nt
Organism: Zophobas morio
Lineage: Eukaryota; Metazoa; Arthropoda; Insecta; Coleoptera; Tenebrionidae
Product: ras-related protein Rab-28-like
Exons: 6
Biological process (GO): regulation of exocytosis
Molecular function (GO): GTP binding; GTPase activity
Source: RefSeq, a predicted model, not a curated record
UUUUAUUAUGAAGAUGAAAAUGUUGGGAAACAAUUGAAAAUUGUUUUCCUGGGCGAAUCUAGUGUUGGAAAGACAAGUAUUAUAAGAAGAUUUUGUUAUGAUGAAUUUACAAGACAAUAUAAUCAGACCAUCGGCGCUGAUUUUUAUAUUAGACGACUUGUUUUACCCGGACGCCAUGAGGUCACUGUAAGAAUAACUGAUGUUGGUGGAUUUGAAUUUCAUGGACAUAUGCUAGCGAAUUAUUUGUUCAACUCAAACUUGAUUAUUUUGGUAUACGAUAUAACCAACUCAGUAAGUUUUGAUUGCUUACCUCUAUGGAUAGACGCUAUCAAACGUAUUAUUGACAAUCCCCCUAUUUGUGCAAUCAUUGGAAAUAAAUGUGAUCUUGAACAUCAAAGAGCUGUUCGAUUAGAUAAAACAAAACACUUUCUUCAAGAUUAUAGGCUAUAUAACUUUCUGUUAUCGGCAAAAACAGGAGAGGCUGUUAAUUCCAGUCUAAUGGAUUUGAUCGCAAAACAUUUUAAAAUUCCCUUGACACGAAUUGAAAAAGAACAUCAAGAAUCCAUUGUAAAAGUCGAAUUAAUUCCAGCAUCAGCUGGACAGAAUCGGCCAUCAGGAGUUGCUGCAUCAACUUCUUCAGUGUGUUGUGUGCAAUAAAUCUUCCACUUUAUACAUACAAACUUUAAAUAAAACAUCCAAAGCA